AUGGUGAACCUGAGGAACGCGGUGCACUCAUUCCUUGUGCACCUGAUUGGCCUAUUGAUUUGGCAAUUCGAUUUUUCAGUGAGUCCAGUGGCUGCUAUAGUAACUGACCUUUUCAAUACCUCCGAUGGUGGACGCUUUAAAUUUCCAGACGGGGUACAAAACUGGCCAGCACUUUCAAUCGUGGUGAUAAUAAUCAUGACAAUAGGUGGCAACAUCCUUGUGAUCAUGGCAGUAAGCAUGGAAAAGAAACUGCACAAUGCCACCAAUUACUUCCUAAUGUCCCUAGCUGUUGCUGAUAUGCUAGUGGGACUACUUGUCAUGCCACUUUCUCUGCUUGCAAUCCUUUAUGAUUAUGUCUGGCCAUUACCUAGAUAUUUGUGCCCCGUCUGGAUUUCUUUAGACGUCCUGUUUUCUACGGCGUCUAUCAUGCACCUCUGCGCUAUAUCGCUGGAUCGGUAUGUAGCAAUACGUAAUCCUAUUGAGCAUAGCCGUUUCAAUUCGCGGACUAAGGCCAUCAUGAAGAUUGCUAUCGUUUGGGCAAUUUCAAUAGGUGUAUCGGUCCCUAUCCCAGUGAUUGGACUGAGGGAUGAAGACAAAGUGUUCGUGAACAACACCACGUGCGUGCUCAACGAUCCCAAUUUCGUUCUUAUUGGGUCCUUCGUGGCAUUCUUCAUCCCGUUGACGAUCAUGGUGAUCACGUAUUUCCUGACGAUCUACGUUCUACGCAGACAAGCCCUGAUGUUGCUGCGCGGCCAAACGGAGGAACCUAUUGGGCCCAGCCUGGAUUUCCUGAAGUGCUGCAUGAAGAACACGGCUGAGGAAGAGAACCCUGCCAACACCAACGAAGAUGUGAAGCCGCGCCGCAAGAAGAAGAAAGAAAGGCGUCCUCGGGGCACGAUGCAGGCCAUCAACAAUGAAAAGAAAGCUUCCAAAGUUCUUGGUAUUGUGUUCUUUGUGUUUCUGAUCAUGUGGUGCCCAUUUUUCAUUACCAAUAUUCUGUCGGUUCUUUGCGGGAAGUCAUGUAACCAAAAGCUGAUGGAAAAACUUCUGAAUGUGUUUGUUUGGAUUGGCUAUGUUUGCUCAGGAAUUAAUCCUCUAGUGUAUACUCUCUUUAACAAAAUUUACCGAAGGGCUUUCUCCAACUAUUUGCGUUGCAAUUAUAAGCCAGACAAAAAGCCUCCAGUCAGACAGAUUCCUAGGGUUGCUGCUACUGCUUUGUCUGGGAGGGAGCUUAAUGUUAAUAUUUAUCGGCAUACCAAUGAACCUGUGAUGAGGAUACCUCAGCGAUGCGAGCCUGGUAUAGAGAUGCAGGUGGAGAAUUUAGAGAUACCAGUGAAUCCCUCCAGUGUGGUUAGUGAAAGGAUUAGUAGUGUGUAA
Molecule: messenger RNA, 1377 nt
Organism: Dipodomys spectabilis (banner-tailed kangaroo rat)
Lineage: Eukaryota; Metazoa; Chordata; Mammalia; Rodentia; Heteromyidae
Gene: Htr2c
Product: 5-hydroxytryptamine receptor 2C
Exons: 4
Coding region: 1-1377 (458 amino acids)
Biological process (GO): chemical synaptic transmission; G protein-coupled receptor signaling pathway, coupled to cyclic nucleotide second messenger; locomotory behavior
Cellular component (GO): dendrite; plasma membrane
Molecular function (GO): neurotransmitter receptor activity; G protein-coupled serotonin receptor activity
Source: RefSeq, a predicted model, not a curated record